AUGAAGAACAGCCACAUCAAGUUGGACCUCAAGAGCCUGGUGUUCAAGGGCACCCUGAUUCACAUCAAGUGCACUGGCGCUUCCGGCUCCUUUAAACUCAACGAGAAAGCGGCUUCCGAGGAGCCCAAAAAGGCAACAGGUGCGGCCACUCCGAAGAAGAGCACCACAAAAGAAGGCCCUGAAGAAGGCGAAGAACCAACUGUGGCUGCUGGGGCCAAGAAAGUGAGCAAAAGCCCGAAAAAGGUGAAAGCAGCCAAACUGAAGAAAGCAGCCAAGAGUCCAGCCAAGGCCAAAGCCCCUAAGCCCAAGGUAGCCAAGCCGAAAACUGCCAUCCAAACUCAAGAAGGCGGCCAUUAG
Messenger RNA from Manis pentadactyla (Chinese pangolin), 357 nucleotides. Its product is annotated as histone H1.3-like. Gene Ontology annotation, biological process: nucleosome assembly. Gene Ontology annotation, cellular component: nucleosome. NCBI's taxonomy places the organism in Eukaryota, Metazoa, Chordata, Mammalia, Pholidota, Manidae. Gene Ontology annotation, molecular function: DNA binding; structural constituent of chromatin. Bases 1 to 357 code for a protein of 118 amino acids. The transcript has 2 exons. The record is from RefSeq and is a predicted model, not a curated record.